AAACAAGUUUUUUUUUAGAAUUUACAUUAUAGCAUUUUACUUGUAUCUAAAUUCCAAAACAAUAAAAACUGAAGAAAAAAAAAACUAUGAUUUUAGAAGGUUACGGCAUUGAAAUCUUAGUGAAUAAUAAUAUUCCUCUUCGAGAAUAUAGCGAACCAUAUGAAACUAGUAAAGAGCAAAUUACAACGAAAUCAAGUCUUAUACACGAUAUUAAAACAAACAAAUGUUACGAAAGUGACAAAACAGUGUUCGUGGCAGUACCAAAACCAGGAAUGGAAUUUACCGUUAAAUUAUGGGCAGAUUCAGCGAAAUGGAAGACUUAUCGAGCACAUGUAUAUAUUGAUGGUACAUGGGAUCAUGUAUCUUAUACAUUAACAGACACGCAUUCAACUAUAAUCGAUUAUUUUAUCAAUGAAAGUGAUAAGAAUAAAUAUAAUUUUUUAUUUGCUCCAUCAUUGUGGGCGGAUGAUGAUUCAAAUGUUAAUUUAAAAGAAAAUAAAAGUCAUGGAUUUGGAAGUAUAUCCGUAGAAUUUUUUGAAGCAGAAUGGACUCUAAAGGAGAACGAAAAGCCUUCUAUAAAUGAUUUUAAUGAUUCCAGUAGCUUACUUUAUGAUACUCAAUUUGAAGAGUCCCCAUUGUCCGAAGAAGGGAAACUGGCAAUAAAAAGGGCAGAUCAUAAUAGUAUAGUAGGAAUUGGAGCUUAUUAUGGAUGGAAAAGUGCUGAUAAACCAUCGGCCGUUCUUACUGUACAUUAUCGUCCUAAAGAAUGGUUAAAAUCGAGAGGCCUUACUCCUGAUCCAUUAUAUUCAAGACUUUCUCCGGAUCCUCUUUCUGAAUCAGGGAGUAGUGAAAAUGAAAUUGAAAAAAUUAAUGAAUCCGAAGAUGAGAUUGAAAGAGGACGUGAACAAUUGAAAAAAAAUCGUUCACGUAAAAGGAAACGUGAUAAACGAAUUACAAAGAAUAAUCAUAGAAAUAUUAACAAAUCCAUUGAAAAAUGUAAUGGAAAAAGGGUGGAUAAUUCAAGAAAAGAUAAUUCAAGAAAGGAUAGAAAGGUUUCAAAUACACCAAACGUCAAAUUUGCGAGAUAUUUUGAAGAAAUAAUUGAAGAAACAAAAUUUAUUGAUAUUGAAGCUGGUUUAAAUAACCCAACUGAAGAAAUAAGACAAAAUAAAAAACUUCGAGAAAUCAUAGAAAUUCUAGAUUCUGAUGAUGACGAUUAAUUCAGUAAGAAAUGUGGGGAUUUUUGUAGAUUAUAUAUGAUAUUGAUAAAAUAAAUUAACAAAAAGAUUCUAUCAUGUUUAAAUAAUGUAAUUUAUUUCUUUAUUUAUUGUCAUUUUUUUUUUAUUUUUUAAAGAGACAACAGAAAAAACAAUUGUAAUAUUAAAAACUAUAUUAUUUAUUUAAUUAAAAAACU
Molecule: messenger RNA, 1414 nt
Organism: Rhizophagus irregularis DAOM 181602=DAOM 197198
Lineage: Eukaryota; Fungi; Glomeromycota; Glomeromycetes; Glomerales; Glomeraceae
Source: RefSeq, a predicted model, not a curated record